Molecule: messenger RNA, 1146 nt
Organism: Trichophyton rubrum CBS 118892
Lineage: Eukaryota; Fungi; Ascomycota; Eurotiomycetes; Onygenales; Arthrodermataceae
Product: agmatinase
Exons: 1
Coding region: 1-1146 (381 amino acids)
Molecular function (GO): metal ion binding; agmatinase activity
Source: RefSeq, a predicted model, not a curated record
AUGGGCAGCUUUGGUGGUCUGAAGCAUGUUCCAUGCCUGACGAAGCCAAAUGAGCUUUACGACAUUGCUAUCAUUGGAGCGCCGUUCGACACAGCGACUUCAUACCGGCCCGGCGCACGGUUUGGGCCUCGAGCAAUCCGUGAGGCCAGCGGCCGCCAGGUCACAGCCCGUUCAUACAAUGUCCGGGCUGGUAUCAACCCUUACCUGGACUGGGCCAAAGUCAUAGACUGCGGAAACAUCCCCAUCACCCAGAUGGACAACAGGAUAGCAGAAAAGCAGAUGUUUGAAGCCUUCCUAGAACUCGGCAUGAGGAAGACUGCCUACCAGCUGCAAAAGAAGGGCGACAAGUCCAAGAGACAAGCGAGGAUAUCAGACGGAAAGCCCAAGCUCGUAACUCUUGGAGGAGACCACAGCAUCAUCCUGCCGGCCCUGCGAGCGCUGAACCAGAUCUAUAAAAAGCCGAUCACCGUCAUCCACUUUGAUGCACACCAAGACACGUGGGAAUCCUCCCGUUACGACGGGUACUGGAAGCCAGACGUUGACGGUCUCAACCACGGAACCUGGCUGUUCCAUGCGGGCCAGGAAGGACUGAUUUCAAACACCACGUCUGCGCACGCGGGGCUGCGAUCCUAUCUCGGCGGAUCUGAUGAUAGAGAUUACCGUACCGGGGUAGAGAAAGGGUUCAUGCGCAUCCACGCGGAUGAUGUGGAUGACAUUGGCACUCAGGGGGUGGUCGAUGCGAUUGUCUCGCGAGUCGGUCUCGACCCGGACCAGCCUGUCUAUAUCAGUUUGGAUAUCGAUGUUCUUGACCCCAGCAUUGCACCUGGAACAGGCACGCCGGAGUCAGGUGGCUGGACGUCCAGGGAGCUUGCUAGGAUUCUCCGUGGGCUGGAGAAGCUGAAUGUGGUUGGAGCCGAUGUGGUGGAGGUCUCGCCCAGCUAUGAUCAUCGUGCGGGAGGGACUGCUCUUGCGGCUGCGCAUGUAGUCAACGAGAUCAUUGCAAGCAUGGUGAAACUCGGAGUUGAAGAUCCAGACACAGUCGGGGGCUGGUUUGGUAGGAAGAGCAACAAGUCCGUCAAGGAGGGUGUGAUGGAGUCAUAUCAAGAGGGUGCAACGGGCUCAGAAGCGGGAAAAGACGAGCUUUGA